Messenger RNA from Patella vulgata (common limpet), 1872 nucleotides. RefSeq names its product protein unc-93 homolog A-like. The coding region runs from base 137 to 1546 and encodes 469 amino acids. Lineage: Eukaryota; Metazoa; Mollusca; Gastropoda; Patellidae. The transcript has 7 exons. The record is from RefSeq and is a predicted model, not a curated record.
GGGACAUAUAGGAUGUUAAAAACAUAGGUAGAUAAUAUACCUUAUUAUUACUGAUAUAUUUAUUCAAGUUUACUCAUGAAUAGUAUUUUAUAAUGCACUGACGGCAAACAAUAUUAACUUUAUAAAAUCCAACAUCAUGAAGGACAAAGAGAAAUACGAGAUGAAUUAUCCAACUAAGGGACCUUACGGACAUGCACUAGAGCCUUUUACAUGUCAAAUGACGAAGUUUCAGAUUCUUAAAAAUUUGUUCGUUGUCAGUUUCGGAUUUGUGUUCUUGUUCACAGCUUAUCAAUCUAUGGCUAAUCUCCAGAGUAGUUUAAACAAAGAAGAAGGAGUCGGCACCGUUAGUUUAUCUACUCUUUAUGGAGCUCUCGUGGUCUCUUGUAUGUUCGUGCCACCGAUAUUAAUAGCUCAUCUAGGAUGUAAAUGGACCAUUCCUCUAUCUAUGUGCGGAUAUGUCUUGUAUAUGGGUGCCAAUUUCUAUGCCGUAUGGGGGACCAUGAUUCCGGCAGCAAUAAUCCUGGGUUUAGGUGCCGCUCCUCUAUGGUCCGCCAAGUGUGCCUAUCUAACAGAAACUGGUGUUUGGUAUGCUAAAUUAACCGGUCAGUCCGAGGAUGCCACUAUUAAUCGCUUCUUUGGAAUAUUUUUCAUGAUUUUCCAGUCAAGUCAGAUAUGGGGAAAUCUGAUAUCAUCCACGGUGUUGAGGGCAACACCUGAAAAUGGAACUACGUUAAAUGUUUCUAAUGAUCUGAAUAAAUGUGGUGCCAAUUUUGAUCCCACAGACCCCCCGACCAACAAUACCAAUUUAAUGAAACCAGAAGAAGAUCAGGUUUAUUUAUUAUGUGGUAUUUAUAUUGCCUGUGCUGUGGUAGCUGUUAUCGUCAUAUCUGUUUUAUUGGAUAAAAUCAUCCUUGAAAAAGAUGAGAGACGACAAGGUCGACCGUCUCCAAAACUUUUGAUUGCUACAUUUAAACAUCUGAUAUCAUCACCAGCACAGAUUUUACUUAUACCUUUAACUAUCUACUCAGGUGUUGAACAGGCUUUUAUAUCAGGGGAUUAUACAAGGUCGUAUAUAACAUGUUCAUUAGGAAUAUGGAAUGUAGGCUAUGUGAUGAUCUGCUAUGGUGUUACUGAUGCAAUUUGCUCGUUUGCAUUUGGAAGAAUGGUACAAUAUGUUGGUCACAUUCCCUUCUUUAUAUUAGCAUUUAUUGUUCAUGGUGGGGUACAGAUAACACUAUUAUUCUGGAUACCAGAUCCAGAUGUCAUAGUUAUAUUCUAUGUACUGGCAGCUCUAUGGGGAAUGGGGGAUGCUGUCAUCCAAACACAAAUUAAUGCUUUCUAUGGAUUGCUGUUUAAAGAUAAUACCGAACCAGCCUUUGCUAAUUAUCGUCUAUGGGAAUCGAGUGGUUUUAUUUUUACCUACGCCUAUAACGACUUCAUCGCCACCAACGUCAAAAUAUACGUUUGCAUGGCUUUCCUGUUGGCAGGAAUGGCUGGUUAUGGUACCGUUGAAGUUAUACAUCGUACAAAAGCUGUUCGUAAAUAAGACAAUGGUGAAUGUCACGGAUAUGUCCAUAAUUUAAACUGAACACCGAGUUGGAUAAUAUACUUCCAUGAGAAGGGUUGGUGUAAAAAAGCUAUCUGUACUCAAGUGUGGUUCUUGUGUUAAAAUCGUUAGUGAAGGGAGAGAAUCAAUGAAGCUCCACGGUUAGGGUUAGGUAAAGAAUCAACAUGUGGCUUUUUACACCAAUCGACAUGAGAAGAGAUUUCUGUCAUAAAGUAUUCAGAUUCUAAUAAAAUACGUAGGACUAUAUACCCCACAGCUGUCAGUAAACAUUAAGCGCACAUUCUACGGAGUACUGUAUUUUUAUU